Blepharisma stoltei is the source of this 2795-nucleotide messenger RNA. NCBI's taxonomy places the organism in Eukaryota, Ciliophora, Heterotrichea, Heterotrichida, Blepharismidae. The record is from the annotation of a GenBank genome assembly.
AUGGAAGAAGUAAAAGGUAAAGUGAGUGAAAAAAUUUCUUUAAAAAAACCAAGAGAAAGUGUUCCCAAACUAAAUAUGCUUGGUCUGCCUAUCUCCAGACCAAUUGAGGUUGUAGAUUCAAGCGUCCUAUCUAAUAGAAAUUCAUAUCCAGACAUAGAUAGUGAUAGUGCUCUUAAUACACGGAGAAUUAUUUUACAAGGAAAUUUGCAGCCAGGCCAAGAAUUUCCUGAAGUAAUUGACCAAGAAAGAAUCGAAUAUCAAGUUGUAAAACUCGACAAAGAAAUUGCAUUUAGAUACUGUGAUGGUGCGUCAGUUAAAGGGGUAAAAAAGGUUCGGGGUAUAACUCCUAUUUUUCCUCCUAAGUUUCGUGAAAAAGGCAUCUUAAAUAAACUGGCUCAGGCUUCAAUAACUGAAGAAAGAUGUGAGUUUUUAAUUGUUAUCGCUAUGUACAAUGAAAAUAUAAAACAGCUAAAUGACACACUAUAUGGAAUUUCUAGCAAUCUCAAAGAUUUUCAAAACGCAGGGAUUUCUUCAAAUAGAAUUGCUUGCAUUAUCAUAGUAGAUGGCAUAAGGCCUUUUUACGCAACUUAUAAAAAAGAGCCUAAAUUUUUUUCUCAGUUUUUUGAUGAGGAAAAAAUUAAGCAGACGUUCCCAGCUGCAAAUGGUGACAUAUUAAAUUGUAAAAUUCCUGAUGAAACUGAAGAUGAUGAGUUUUCACAUGUAUUUUCGCAAAAUACUAUAAUUGGCGAAGAAGACGAUGCUCUUGAACUGCAAUUGAUUUUUUGUGUGAAACAGAAAAACAAAAGAAAAUUAAAUACGCAUUUAUGGUUUUUUGGAGGCUUCUGUGAACUGUUUCAGCCGAGAUACGUUAUGCUGCUUGAUGUUGGAACUAAACCUCUGGAAAGCUCAUUAUUUUAUUUAUAUGAAGCUAUGGUAACUGAUGAUAGAAUUGCUGGGUGCUGUGGUGAAAUCAGACCAAUGUACUCUGGUUGCUGAAAUUUGACUGUUCCAGCUCAGCUUGUAGAAUAUAAAUUUGCACACACUUUUGAUAAAGCUUUGGAAAGUAUUUUUGGCUACGUCUCAGUGCUUCCUGGAGCUUUUAGCGCAUAUAGAUGGAAAGCCUUACAAGGAAAACCCCUAUGAGAAGACUAUUUUAAGUCUAUCUGCCAUCCUGAGCUAAUGAAUGCUUAUUAUUCUAAUAUUUAUUUAGCAGAAGAUCGUGUAUUAUGCUUACUCCCUCAGUCCGUGGGCGAAUAAAACCAUUGGAAAAAUCCCUAUUAUUAUGACCAAAACCCACCCUCAGUGAGCUAACACAACUUUUUUUAUGAAAUUUUUUUUUUGAUAUAUUAGUGAUAAUUAAUAUAUUGAAAUCUAUAGCUAAUUCUGUUUAAUCUUAAACAAAUUGUGUUUUUAAAACAUAAAUUUUACAAAUUAAAUUAAUAUUUGCUCUCCAAUUUUUAUGAAUUGGAAUUUUUUUAAAAAAAACAAUUAACCCCCCUCCAUGAGUGAACAAAAUAUUUUUGUUCGCUCAUGGAAGGGGAGUUAGCAUUAGUAUCGAAAGUAGCUGAAGGUGAACCAAAUUACUUAUUAAGAUAUGUACGCAGCUCAGUCGCAGAAACUGACGUUCCUGAUACUAUUUCAGGACUGAUGGCUCAAAGAAGAAGAUGGAUUAAUGGCUCAUGAUUUGCUUUAAUUGAUACCGUAUCAAAUUUUCAAAAAAUAACAAGGUCAAAGCAUUCUUGCUGCAGGAAAUGCUUUUUUAGCAUUCAACUCCUAUAUUACAUAAUAAAUGUAAUAUUUUCUUGGUUCAUAGUAGGCUCAUUCUUUUUAGUUUUUGCAGUGACAGCUCAUAGAAUUGAUGAUUCAAGUCAGACUGAUCUUUUUACUAUUAGUAAUGCUUGUGUAUUCACAUAUCUUGCACUUGUAAUCAGUGUUUUUGUUAUGGCUAUGGGAGUAAAGCCAAAGCGCGUUGAAGAUCCCUACAAAGUGAUUGCCUGCUUAUUUGGCUUGACUAUGGCCGCAAGCAUUGGAUUUAUGGUUAACUUUCUCUUUAAAACAAACUAUGAAGAAAAAUUAAAUUGGAAAGACUGGGAUGGAUUUUCUCAAGGCGCAGUUUUACUAUUGGUUUUAGGAACAGUCACGAUGUUUGCAUUAAAUGUAGUUAUGAAUGGAGCUAUUGGGCCAGUGCUGAAAGGGAUUAUACACUUUUUAUUUUUGACGCCUACAUAUGUCAAUGUUUUUAUAGAAUUUUCCCAUAGAUGGCGCUGUUUACCCUUGGUUUGCCUACUGGGAAAAUUUUUGGUUUGACCAGUACCAUAUGGUUUGGUCAAACGAAAAAAAUUUUCCAAUGGGCAAAUCAAGGGCAAACAGCGCCAUCUAUGGGAAAAUUCUAUACAAUUUAUGCAAUUUGCAAUACACAUGACUGCACAUGGGGAAAUAGACCAGAUCAGUUAAGCCAAGAAGAAAAAAAUAGAUUAGAAGAGUUUGAAGAAUUUAGAACAAGAUGAGUUAUUGUUUGGGUGCUUAUGAAUGCUUCUUAUGGAUAUUGCAUAAACUUCCUUGAUAAAAAUAAGUCAUAUGGAAGCAAUUAUGUGUAUGGCCUGGCUUGUGUCGGUGGUGUAGUUAUAUUUAUUAGAUUUCUUGGAGGUACUUUAUAUUUAAUUCAAGAAAAAUGCUGCUGGAAAAAAUUAGACCCUUAUCACGAUCCAAGUAUUGAUGAAACUAAAGACAAGCUGAAUAAUUCAGACCAACGCAUUUGCCAAGUAGAAAAGAAGCCUGAAAAUACAAUAGUGUAA